Messenger RNA from Aspergillus versicolor CBS 583.65, 1062 nucleotides. Its product is annotated as 60S ribosomal protein uL30. Gene Ontology annotation, molecular function: RNA binding; structural constituent of ribosome. The transcript is spliced from 4 exons. Lineage: Eukaryota; Fungi; Ascomycota; Eurotiomycetes; Eurotiales; Aspergillaceae. Gene Ontology annotation, cellular component: cytosolic large ribosomal subunit. The record is from RefSeq and is a predicted model, not a curated record. Gene Ontology annotation, biological process: maturation of LSU-rRNA from tricistronic rRNA transcript (SSU-rRNA, 5.8S rRNA, LSU-rRNA). The coding region runs from base 1 to 756 and encodes 251 amino acids.
AUGGCCUCAACUGCUGCCACCGUCCCCACCCAGGACCAGGUCCUCGUCCCCGAGACCCUCCUGAAGAAGCGCAAGAGCCAGGAGCAGGCUCGCGCCGCUACCCGCGAGGAGGCCCAGAAGAAGAAGGAGGCCAACAAGCAAAAGCGCUCCGUCAUCUUCAAGCGCGCUGAGUCCUACGUCAAGGAGUACCGCGAUGCUGAGCGCGAGAAGAUCCGUCUUGGCCGCGUCGCUCGCCAGGAGGGCAACUUCUACGUUGCUGACGAGCCUAAGCUUAUCUUCGUUGUCCGUAUCAAGGGUAUCAACAAGAUUCCUCCUCAGCCUCGCAAGAUCCUUCAGCUCCUCCGUCUGCUCCAGAUCAACAACGGCACUUUCGUCCGUCUCUCCAAGGCUACUCAGGAGAUGCUUACCAUCAUCAACCCCUACGUUGCCUACGGUUACCCCAACCUCAAGUCCGUCCGUGAGCUCGUCUACAAGCGCGGUUACGGAAAGGUCGACAAGCAGCGCACUCCUCUCACCGACAACCAGAUCAUCGAGGAGCACCUCGGCAAGUACGGCAUUGUCUGCAUGGAGGAUCUGAUCCACGAGAUCUACACCGUUGGCCCCAACUUCAAGCAGGCCAACAACUUCCUCUGGCCCUUCAAGCUCUCCAACCCCACUGGUGGCUUCCGCUCCCGCAAGUUCAAGCACUACAUCCAGGGCGGUGACACUGGUAACCGUGAGGAGAACAUCAACGCUCUCAUCCGCCAGAUGAACUAGAUUUUUUCUGCGUGGGAUUGGUGUUCGCGGGGUCUGGACUACCGGCUGGUUGUCGGUAUAAUGGUCUGAAUUCCGAGUUGAAAAAUACAAAAGCUUUCAGAAGUUUAUGAUUGUGCACGUUUAUACCCUUGGGCUUAGUAACUGAAUUGUAGUCAUCUCUUGUUGACCCUGAAUUCCCUUUACGAAGAAUUGUAGUCGGAGCCCACAGAAAACUAAAGAUAAAAUGUAGCUGUAUGCACCCAUCAAUCUAUUAAGAUUCACUUGUCGGGUGAUUAAGUUUCCAGCUAGCUAAAGGCGAGGUUUAAG